Lagopus muta (rock ptarmigan) is the source of this 1095-nucleotide messenger RNA. RefSeq lists its product as uncharacterized. NCBI's taxonomy places the organism in Eukaryota, Metazoa, Chordata, Aves, Galliformes, Phasianidae. The record is from RefSeq and is a predicted model, not a curated record.
AUGCGUCCCAGAGUUCUGAAGGAGAUGACUGAUGUGGUUACCAAGACACUCUCUGUCAUAUUUGAAAACCUGUGGCUGUCAGAUGAAGCUCCCAGUGACUGGGAAAAAGGAAAUAUUCAAGAAAGGGAGAAAGGAAGACUUGGGGAACUGCAGACUAGUGAUCUUCUCAUCUAUGGCAGGGAAGAUCGUGAAGCUGAUCUUCCUGGAAUAGAUGUUAAGGGGUCGGUGCUGGGGCCUGUCCUCUUCAAUAUCUUUAUUGAUGACCUCGAUGAGGGCAUCGAGUGCACCCUCAGUAAAUUCGCAGAUGACACCAAAUUGGCUGGAAGUGUGGAUCUGCCUGGGGGUCGCGAGGCCCUACAGAGGGAUCUGGACAGGCUGGAGAGCUGGGCUGGAGCCAAUGGGAUGAGUUUCAACAAGGCCAAAUGCCGGGUCCUGCACUUCGGCCACAACAACCCCAGGCGACGCUACAGGCUUGGGGCGGUGUGGCUGGAGGACUGUGUAGAGGAAAUGGACCUGGGGGUAUUGAUUGAUGCUCGGCUGAACAUGAGCCGACAGUGUGCCCAGGUGGCCAAGAAGGCCAAUGGCAUCCUGGCUUGCAUCAGAAACAGCGUUGCAAGCAGGAGCAGAGGUGAUUGUUCCCCUAUAUUCAGCACUCGUCAGGCCGCACCUCGAGUACUGUGUCGUUUUGGGCCCCUCACUGCAAGAAAGAUAUUGAGGCUGGAACGUGUUCAAAGGAGGGCAACAAAGCUGGUGGGGGGUCUGGAACACAGGCCAUAUGAGGAGAGGCUGAAGGAGCUGGGAAUGUUCAGCCUGGAGAAGAGGAGGCUCAGGGGAGACCUCAUUGCUCUCUAUAACUUCCUGAAGGGAGGCUGUAGUGAGCUGGGGGUCGGCCUCUUCUCUUGUGUCAUUAGUGAUAGGACCAGGGGGAAUGGUUUCAAGCUACGCCAGGGGAAAUUCAGGCUGGACAUGAGGAAGUAUUACUUUUCAGAAAGGGUGGUCAGGCACUGGAAUGGACUGCCCAGGGAGGUGGUGGAGUCGCCGAGCCUGGGGGUGUUCAAGGAAAGGCUGGAUGUUGUGUUGAGGGACAUGGUUUAG